This is a messenger RNA of Penicillium diatomitis, 270 nucleotides long. RefSeq lists its product as uncharacterized. The record is from RefSeq and is a predicted model, not a curated record. The transcript is spliced from 2 exons. Lineage: Eukaryota; Fungi; Ascomycota; Eurotiomycetes; Eurotiales; Aspergillaceae. Bases 1 to 270 code for a protein of 89 amino acids.
AUGCAUUUGUUUGGCGAGGUCGCUCACCCAACGACACAAGAGAAUCGAGAUAGCGCGUUGUCCCUAAUUGGUGUCAAAUCAUCGCAUCCAUCGCAGCCCUGGCAAAGUCCGGUUUAUCUCCGCCGUGUUGUGGAGCAUGAAAAUCCAGUGACUUUGUGCCGAGAUGCCGAACGAUCUCGCUCGAUCGUCUGGGCUGCGGUUGAGCCCGCCUCUAGCCACUGGGCGUAUCGUAUCGCAUUGGAAAUAACUAAGUCCGGUUGCUUCAUGUAA